GCAGUAUCCACAAACACCAUACCCACCAAUCACAACCCACCACCUUCAACCUCUUUCUCUGUUUCUGCUCUGUUUCUCUAUUUAUCUUUUUUUCUUUCUCAACUCUGUUUCUGCUCUGUUUUUUUUUUUCCUUUUUUUGGGGGGAUUUUUUUUUCUUUUUUUUUUUUUUUUGAAUUUGGUAUUCAAAUUGGAGAUUCAUUCCUUGAGCCCUCACUUUCUUUUCGACUUAUCUUUUUUAUUUUGUUGGCUAUUCAGUGGAUACUUUUUCUUUUCUUUUCUUUGUUGCUGAGGGCGCAAGGAAAAGGAAGGAAAGAACAGAUCUUUCCCACUUUUUUUCACUGCCACAAUUUCUCAGAAUUCAGACUUUCCCCUGUUUUCUCACUUGGGCUUUCCAUUUUCGGCCUUUUUGGAUUGCUUGAGCUCUUCAGGUAUUCUUGAAUUCUCUGCUCCUUUUUUCUCUUUUCCUAAUUGGGAUUUGAAGACGUCGGCAGUUGCAUACUCAAGUGUUGCUUCUCAGUUGUGAAAAUUCUGGAAGGUUUCUGUUCCAUUUUCUUGGACUCUGUUUUCCUGGAAAGUUCAGAUCUCAGUUGGGUUACUAGGGUUCUGUCUUGGAGCAGUGGGAUUUUGUUUUACAUUUUUAUUUUUAUUUUUUUGUUGGGGUGAUUUUUUUCUUUUUUCUUUUUUAUUUCAAAGAUUUUGGAAGGUGGGUCUUUUCUAGAUUCCUCAGGCCUAUGCCUGUGUGAAAAAAGGUAUUCUGAUUCCUUACAAAUGCUUCUCAAUUUAACGCUGGUUUUGUCCUUGUAAACCCUCCACCUCUCCAUUUCCCAUCUGGGUUCUCUGUAUUUUCUCUGUUUUCAUCAUUCCCAAAUCCAGCAAAAUCUUCCAUAAGAAAAAUAGCAGAGGAAAGGGAUAAGAGAAAGUUGUGAAUUUGGUAUGCUUUUGUAGUUUCCUCUCUCAAUUCCAUGCAAUGAAGUGGGAAAUGGAAAUUCUCUCCCCAGCAUCCUAUCUUUCCAACUCCAAUUGCCUCCUAGAAGAGAGCAAGAGCCCAAGAUGGACUCCAGAAGAGAACAAGACGUUUGAGAAUGCUCUUGCAGUCUACGAUAGGGACACACCGGAUCGAUGGCAGAAGGUGGCUGCCAUGAUCCCAGGAAAGACUGUUGGAGAUGUUUUCAAGCAGUACAAAGAACUGGAGCUUGAUGUUGGGAAAAUAGAAGCUGGGCUGGUCCCAAUUCCUGGUUAUAGCACCUCUCCUUUCACAUUGGAGUGGACUACCAAUCAUGGAUAUGAAGGGUUGAAGCAGCCCUAUGGACUUGGUGGAAAGAGACCUUCAUCCACCAGGCCAACUGAUCAGGAAAGGAAGAAAGGGGUUCCAUGGACAGAAGAGGAGCAUAAGCUGUUUCUGUUGGGCCUUAAAAAAUAUGGCAAAGGGGACUGGAGAAAUAUCUCGCGCAAUUUCGUUAUCUCCAGAACGCCAACUCAAGUGGCUAGUCAUGCUCAAAAGUACUUUAUCAGGCAGCUUUCAGGAGGGAAAGAUAAGAGAAGAGCCAGCAUCCAUGACAUAACAACAGUCAAUCUCACCGACACUCGAACACCUUCACCAGAAAAUAAAAGACCUCCUUCGCCAGAUCAGUCCAUUGGGGUUCCCAAGCAGCCCAAUUCUGCUCCCAUGAAUAGAACAACUUUUCAAUGGAGUCAACCAAAUAGUGGAGCACCCAUGGCAUUCAAUCCGACGCAUGGAAAUAUUUUCAUGUCCUCUCCUUAUGGAAUGAACUCAUAUGGGCUUAAAAUGCAGGGCCAAAAUCUGCAUAGAGCCUUUAAUGAAUCCUACAUUGGACCUCAAAGUAUGGUUUUUCAGAUGCAAUCCACCCCGCACUUUCCUCAUGGAUGAGGUAGCAGUUGUUUUGAAUUCAACAUGGCUUAGAAUGCCACAUCUUCUUUUCAGUUCACUAGAAUAGCUGUGUUUGUGUUUUUUUUCCCCGUUUUAUGUGAAUAUGUUAUUCGAGACUUUUGCUAGUCCAUAGUAUUUGAACUUUGAGGGUGACGGGAUUAUGUUUCUUCUUGAGAUCUCAAAAUCAUGAAAUGUGAAACCAAAUAGGAAGGUUCUCAUACUUGGAUUUUCCUUGUAUUUAAGAUUCUGCAGCUUCAAUGGAGUUCUUGAGACUUUCUCCCCCGGA
This is a messenger RNA of Vitis riparia (riverbank grape), 2174 nucleotides long. RefSeq names its product transcription factor DIVARICATA-like. Bases 968 to 1888 code for a protein of 306 amino acids. The record is from RefSeq and is a predicted model, not a curated record. Gene Ontology annotation, molecular function: DNA binding. NCBI's taxonomy places the organism in Eukaryota, Viridiplantae, Streptophyta, Magnoliopsida, Vitales, Vitaceae. The transcript has 2 exons.